Oikopleura dioica is the source of this 315-nucleotide messenger RNA. The record is from the annotation of a GenBank genome assembly. NCBI's taxonomy places the organism in Eukaryota, Metazoa, Chordata, Appendicularia, Copelata, Oikopleuridae.
AUGAGAAUUCCUGUCGCCUUCUUUUUUCCUCUGAAAUUUUGUUUUGCCACAACUCAGAAGUUUCAAGAGAAACUUUACUCUGAUCUCUUUUUGGACUACAAUGCUCAUAUUAGGCCCGUUGCUGAAGAUAGUGGCCCCGUGAAUGUGUCUAUUGAAAUUUACCUCUACAAAAUUCUCGACCUAGAUGAAAGAAACCAGAUUCUGAAUUCCUACCUUUGGAUGCGCCAGCGCUGGCAGGAUCUUCGACUCAGCUGGGACGAAGAAAUCUACGCUGGAAUCAAGGUCUACCGCCUUAAAAUUCAGUCGCUAGUUUGA